CCCGGGCGAAACUAAACUAAACUAACAGAAGCGUUUGCUAAACUCAACCUCCCACUGCACACCAGGUGGCCUUUGUGACCUCGAGAUUCGUCACUCGCACAGACUUCCAAGCUUUUCCUCUGGUGCAGUUACACCAUUACAAGGCAAUCCGCCUUACCAAAACCUCUUCCUUCCGUCUCCUCCUCCGUCAAUUGAAUUCCCACCACAUCCGAACAAACCCGCCUGAACCUACUCCCCCCAACAACCUCAAUCCUCAUUCCAAAAUGUCCACCGCAGCAACACCAGGCGAACAAGCCUACGAUGCCCUCGCCGACUUCUUCAGCCAACUCUACGCCUUCUUCGAAACGGGCAUCACGCGCUUCAUCACGAACUUCCACGCCUCCUUCGCCAACGUCUCGACCGGCCGCUGGACGAAAGUCAUCUUGUCGGUGGUCGGCUACCUGAUCGUGCGGCCCUACAUCGAAGCCUGGUUCAAGAAGAUGCACGAGAAGGACCGCAAGAAGCACAUGGAGAAGAAGCGCGCCCAGGAGGCGGCCGCCGGUGCCGCCGCGGCUGGGGGUUCCUCGAAGGAGAAAAAGAAGGCGCGGAUGUCGGCGAAUGCGCUGCGGGGCGGUGGUGGGGGAAGGGUGCUUGGGGAGGUGGAGAAUACGGAUGAUGAGAUUGAGGAUGCAGAGGAGAAUCUGAAUGAGAAUGGGGGGAACGCGGCGAGUGCGGCGACCACUACGACUAUCACGCAAGAGGAUUUUGCGACGGCGAGUGGGGUGCCCGAGUGGGGGAAGAAUGCGCGCAAGAGGCAGAAGAAGUUUCAGAAGAGUUUGGAGAAGGAGGCGGAGAAGCAGACGCAGAAGUUGUCCGAGGAGCAAAUCAUGGAGUUGUUGGAUUGGAGUGAGGAUGAGGCGGAGGGGAGAAAGAUGGAGUGAGGCUUUGGGUGUGGUCAUGGGGGUUCAUAAUCGAGGGGUUCAUCGUGCUGGGAGUCGAGUCGGUCCAGGGGGCUUGAAGGCUGAUCUUGUGGGAUUUUUUUUGGAUAUCCAUCAGCGGAGUACGUGUAUAUAUGCCUCGUUUGUUGGGACUACUACUAUUUUAAUCACUC
Molecule: messenger RNA, 1090 nt
Organism: Aspergillus saccharolyticus JOP 1030-1
Lineage: Eukaryota; Fungi; Ascomycota; Eurotiomycetes; Eurotiales; Aspergillaceae
Exons: 1
Coding region: 264-920 (218 amino acids)
Biological process (GO): protein transport
Source: RefSeq, a predicted model, not a curated record